Molecule: messenger RNA, 5269 nt
Organism: Tyto alba (common barn owl)
Lineage: Eukaryota; Metazoa; Chordata; Aves; Strigiformes; Tytonidae
Gene: CAPN5
Product: calpain 5
Exons: 13
Coding region: 126-2051 (641 amino acids)
Biological process (GO): proteolysis
Cellular component (GO): cytoplasm
Molecular function (GO): calcium-dependent cysteine-type endopeptidase activity
Source: RefSeq, a predicted model, not a curated record
GCUGCUGGGACCCGCUCGCUGCCUUAAUUCAGUGAAGCAGCUUUUCCCUAAUGCUUUCCAGCCCGUUAACAAAAUAAAAUCCAGGCUCCUGCUGCUGAUUCGUCUCAAGGGCCCAGUGGGGAAGGAUGUUUUCCUCGGUGAAGCCAUACGAGAACCAGCGCUACGCCUCCCUGAAGAAGGAGUGUCAGAGGCGGAAGCAGCUCUUUGAGGACCCACUUUUCCCUGCCAACGACGACUCACUCUUCUACAAGUCAAGGAUCCAGGGCAUCCAGUGGAAGCGGCCAAAAGAAAUCUGUGAUGAUCCACAUCUCUUUGUGGACGGGAUCAGCUCCCAUGAUUUACACCAGGGCCAAGUGGGGAACUGCUGGUUCGUGGCUGCCUGCUCCUCCCUGGCAUCACGGGAGUCUCUGUGGCAGAAGGUCAUCCCGGAUUGGAAAGAGCAGGAGUGGAAUCCUGAGAAACCCGAGAGCUACAUGGGAAUCUUCCACUUCCAGUUCUGGCGUUUUGGUCAGUGGCUGGACGUGGUGAUAGAUGACCGUCUGCCCACACUCCACAACCAGCUCAUCUACUGCCACUCCAACUCCAGGAACGAGUUCUGGUGUGCUUUGGUGGAAAAAGCUUAUGCCAAGUUGUCAGGUUGUUAUGAGGCCCUGGAUGGAGGCAACACAGCUGAUGCCCUGGUAGACUUUACUGGUGGGGUCUCUGAACCUAUUGACCUGACUGAAGGGGACUACAUUGCGGAUGAAGCCAAGCGAAACCUCCUCUUUGAGCGUGUGUUGAAGGUGCACAACCGGGGAGGCCUCAUCAGCUGCUCCAUCAAAGCCACAUCAGCAGCUGACAUGGAGGCCCGCCUGGCCUGCGGACUGGUGAAGGGCCACGCGUACGCAGUGACGGACGUGCGGAAGGUCCGCCUGGGCCAUGGCCUGCUGUCCUUCUUCAAGUCAGAGAAGCUGGACAUGAUCCGCAUGCGCAACCCGUGGGGCGAGCGGGAGUGGAAUGGCCCAUGGAGUGACACGUCUGAGGAGUGGCAGAAAGUGAGUAAAAGUGAGAGAGAGAAGAUGGGGAUGACAGUGGAAGAUGAUGGAGAGUUCUGGAUGACCUUCGAAGAUUUCUGCAAAUACUUCACAGACAUCAUCAAGUGCCGUCUCAUCAACACAUCCUACCUGAGCAUCCACAAGACCUGGGAGGAGGCAGUGCUACAUGGGGCAUGGACCAGAAACAAUGACCCCUUGAAGAACCGCUGUGGAGGCUGUAUCAACCACAAGGACACCUUUUUGCAGAAUCCCCAAUACGUGUUUGAUGUGAAGAAGGCAGAAGAUGAAGUGCUGAUCUCCAUCCAGCAGAAGCCAAAAAGGACCAGUCGCAAAGAGGGCAAAGGAGAGAACUUGGCCAUAGGCUUUGAUAUCCAUAAGGUGGAGUUGAACAGGAACUACCGGAUGCACACCCUGCAGCAGAAGGUGGCCAGCUCCAUUUACAUCAACUCCCGCAGCGUUUUCCUGAGGACAGACCUGAAGGAAGGCCGCUACGUCAUCAUCCCCACCACCUUUGACCCUGGUCAUGUAGGCGAGUUCCUUCUCAGGAUUUUCACGGAUGUGCCUUCAGAUUGCCGAGAGCUGAUGCUGGAUGAGCCAGCACACACCUGCUGGAGUGGGAUGUGUGGUUACCCACAAGUGGUAUCCCAGAUCCAUGUCCUUGCUGCAGCCGGGCUCAAAAAUCAGGACUCCCAAGGAGGAGCUGACCCUUACGUGAUCAUGAAGUGCGAAGGGCAAAAAGUUCGCUCUCCAGUGAAGAAGAACACAGUGUCUCCAGAAUUUGACGUGAAAGGGCUCUUCUACCGCAAGAAGCCAGGACAACCCAUCAUUGUUCAGAUCUGGAACCACAACUUGAUAAGUGAUGAGUUCUUGGGCCAAGUGGUACUCACGGGGGAUCCCAGUGACCGGCAGUCAGUGCACACACUGCACCUCCAGGACAAGGGGAACAGAAGAUCAAACGAUCUCUCUGGAACCAUUGCCGUGAGGCUGCUCAGCAGUAACAUCCUCACCAAUGUCUAAAUACUCAAAGACUGUUCUUCUGGUGCCACAUAUGUGUAUAUAAACAUGCACACAUACAUAGAUAUAUAUAUAUAUACACACAGAGCCUACUUACCAUCUGCAAAGUGUAUAUGAACUAUGCAUGCAUUCCACUCAAAGGAGCCAAUCUUGUGUUUUCGAUGUUAAAAAAUGGUGCCUUUUUGGGGAACCGCAACGAUCCUUCUGCUGGCAUCCUCUGCAGCCCCCAUUGCCGCCGUGUGUCCCAUGGGAUGGCUGAGAGCACGCUGUGCGUCCUGACAGCCAGAGCACAAUGCCCUGAUGCUGUUUGUUUACACGGGCUGGCACACACGUGCCACCACGCACACAUGUGGCCACCACAGUCCCACCAGCCGCUUCAGUGCAUCUUCAGUGUGUCUGCUUGGUUUUAGAGUAGUGUGCGUGGAGUCGUCUCCCGUGAAACUGCCAGUUAAUCGCUUCUCUGUGGAGGCACCUCAGCAGAGGAGAAGUGGAAAAAUAGAUUGGGGCCUUUUGGAUGUUUUCUGGGUAUGGGUUUGCAUACUGCAACUGGAAGGAGAGCGCACCAAGGCAGUCCUAAAUCCCAAAUCCACAGGGGCAACAAGAUUAAUGGCUCCAUCAUUUUAGGGUUGAGCUGUCUCCUCCCAAGUCUUGUUCAACCCCAUGCAAUUCUGAAUGAUACAAAGGUGCCAGUAACCAAGGUGGGACAACUGUUCUCUGGGGUCACGUUUCUGAAUUAGUCUGGACUCAGCUCCUGCAUGUGCCUCUCAAACUGCCAUGGUGCCUGCUGUCUCCAUGUCUUCAUGCAGUCCCCAUCCCAAGAACUCACACCAGUAGAUGGGGUGGGUUGUCUGCUGGGGCCCUUACAGUGUUUAGAUAAGAGGAGAUCAGUUCCUCUGAAGGCCAAAGCGUCAGGUCCAAGGGAUGAGGAGCUUUGCUCAAUGGGCUCCAUCUUUACUGCUGCAUACAGUGCAUCAUUUCUCAGUGCCUCGCUUUCCCAAAUUCUUUUUAAAAAUAGUGGGAUUUUAGCUUGUGCCAGAGAAGAGGAGCACUGCUCCCAGUGCAGCCUGAAAGUGCUGGGAAUAUUUAAUUCACACCAGUGUCCAUGUUUCACCUUUAAUUUCCAGCCUACUGGCCUGGAGGAUGAGUUGCACAGUGCUAGAGCCAGUCUCACAAGCACAACCCAAAUGCAUCCUUACGGCCAUGCCUAGGGCCACUCUCUGCUCCCAUUUGCCAUGAAAAUUGAGUUUAUCUUCCUUAUUCCACUGGGUGGCAGAAUCUGGCUUCUUAUAAACCAUCCCAGAUAAGUCAAACAACAAACCCUUGUCUGGCCUUUCAGCAGCUGAUCAGGACAGGUUUCAAAGCAAUUUUUCUUCCUGUUGUCUAGGUUUUUUUGUGUUGGUUUCUGGGUUCACGUUUUUGUUUGUUUUUUGUUUUUUGUUUUUUGUUUUUUUUUUUAUUACUAUUAUUCAUGUGCCUUUAAAAAUGGUGCAAAUUCAGGGAUUUUUCUGUCAGAUUUUCUAAAAAGCAAAUCUUUUGCAGUCACCAUGCAAGUGGAAAUGAAUACAUAUGAUGUAAUCUUAGUAAAUUUUGGCCUGAGCAGAGUCCUCUGCCUGCAAGGACAAAUGAACAGGAAAGCCUUCUUUUGCCAUAGCAAGCAGGGUUUCUGCUUGUCCUACUAGAUGUCCAUGUUUGUGCUGCAAAUCUGUUUUUUUUUUUUAAGUCCCUAAAGAUCUGUGAAAUCUGUAAUGUGUUAAGAUGUUCCCCAAACUCACAUUACCUGCCAGCUCAAUUCUUGGUGCAUCCAGAAGCAUACAGUACUACUUCAUCAAUUUUUGCAGGAUGCUUUUCCCCUUUCCUCAUCUUCAGAGUUUACCUCCUGUGGUUACGAAUUAGGUUUUUGACCAAAUUGCUUAUUGUCUUGUUCUCUAUGACUUAAAGGCAAGCAGUGGCUCAUGGGAUACUUUUUCCAGGUCUUAAUUAUUCCUGGCUUGCACCGAGCACCCUCCAACUCCUGGUGACAUCACUGGGACCUAGUUUAGUUCAGUGUCUUGCAGAAUUGACUCAAAUGCUCUUAGUUUGUUAAAGUGAUGUUUUGACCCCAAGGUCAAAGGAAAUCCAGGAAUUUGGGCAGGCCGAUUCAGGGAUAUUUUGAUUUUAUUCGGGUUUACUUCAUGGGUCUCAUCACUGAAAAUAAAUGGAAGCAGCACUGUGGGGCCAGAAGGCGUAAUUUAGGUUUUAGGAGAAGAUCUCACAGGUGCAUGUUCAGAAUGGUAUGUGAGAGGGACUGUAAUGCCCAAAGAUACCUCACCUGGCAGGGAGAAGAGCUGUUUAGCUAAGGGAGAACAUCACAGGAGCUUUGCACCAUCAUCAUCACCAGAUGGGGGUAGCCAGCCUGCCUUCAUUAGCCUUGUUUUCUCAGGAAAUCAGGCUACUGAUAGCUUCAGGAAACGAGAGCCAUUUGGCCAGGAGUGCCCUGAUGUGCCGAACCGCACCAUGAUCCCCAAGGAACAGCGCUGAAGCUUGCCGAGGACUAGCAGGGCCCUGGUACACAUGGGCAGCCUCCUUCCUUCCUACAGAGAUUCAAGCCAUAAAGAGAGGAGAGGCAGCUUUUUAACAGCUUCUCUAAAAAAAAAAAAAAAAAAUCAUCACACUAUAUCAGGACCAAAAUGUCUUAAUGUCAGUAAUAUUUGUCCAUUUUUUUUUUUUUUUUAACUUUUGAAAAGUUAGAGCUGAAGACUUCUUCCCCCUACAGUUCCAAUGGAAUAACAAAACUUACCUUUGUUGGGUUUUUUUUGGUCUGUUGUUUUUUGGGGUCUCAUUUGUAGACCAGUUGAGGGAGGGCAGUUACUGAAACGCCAUUGCUAAUGUCGAUGCCUUUUCUCUUUGAAUGAAGUAAACAGAAAUAUUCAGGGUUUUUUGUCUGAGGGGAGGGCAGGUCUGAUAAGCACUUUGCAGUCCCUCCCAGGUGCUGUAGGACAUGUCUCUGAUUUAUUUUCCAUUUCUUUUGUUAAUCAUUUCAAUGGUUGCAAGUAACCUGCCAUUAGACUCUGUGAAAUCCGUUUCUUUUUCGUGUCUUCACGUUAAAACAGGCUAGGACUUGUCCUCAUCUCCAAAGGCACUGACGUGUCAAGCUGCACAAGAUUGGAGAGUGGUCCAAACAGAAAGCCAAUAUUGUACAGCUGUAAACCUCCUAUAAAUAAAUUGUGUAUAUUUUAUUCAGA